UGAAAUUCAUUCUUGUUAUUAGCUCCGUGGCUGCGAUAUGUCCCAUCCCAUAGGAAUGUUUGAAGGCUUGUAAACAAUCUUUUGGAGUGACUUCAAAGUUUAUUGCAAGACCAGAAUGGCUUCAAAUGCAAAGCAAGAUGUCCAGUCAGAUGAGGCUGAAGUGGAGGAGCAAAUUUCUCCCGAAGAGGAGCGUGCACUGCAUGAACUUUUCGAAAAGCUUGACAUGAAUGCAGACGGGAAGAUUGACUUGAGCGACUUGACGAAAGCAAUGGAAACAAUGCAAUUACCGCAGGUUCCCGGGCACGCUCAGGAGUUUUUCCGAAAGUAUGACAAGGAUGCAGAUGGACAGAUUGAUUUCCCUGAGUUUGUGAAGUAUGUGAAGGAACACGAGAAAGAUCUGAGGUCGUAUUUCACCAAGAUUGAUACAAACUCCGAUGGAACGAUUGAUGCCGGAGAAAUUGUGGAAUCCUUCAAAAAGAUGGGCGUACACAUUGAGAAAGGAGAGGCUCAAAAACUGCUGAAAAGGUGA
Molecule: messenger RNA, 529 nt
Organism: Aplysia californica (California sea hare)
Lineage: Eukaryota; Metazoa; Mollusca; Gastropoda; Aplysiida; Aplysiidae
Product: calcium-binding mitochondrial carrier protein SCaMC-1
Exons: 3
Coding region: 116-529 (137 amino acids)
Molecular function (GO): calcium ion binding
Source: RefSeq, a predicted model, not a curated record